Messenger RNA from Lytechinus variegatus (green sea urchin), 1060 nucleotides. RefSeq lists its product as uncharacterized. NCBI's taxonomy places the organism in Eukaryota, Metazoa, Echinodermata, Echinoidea, Temnopleuroida, Toxopneustidae. The record is from RefSeq and is a predicted model, not a curated record. The transcript is spliced from 4 exons. Bases 332 to 943 code for a protein of 203 amino acids.
UCUUCACUUUUCAGACAGAUGCCAGUGAUCCACAGGUUACCAAUGGGCUUGUUUUCACUGCACUUCUUGAAUACCAGUUCAAUUCAUUAUGCCUUUUGUUAAUAUCGGUUCCGAAGUCCUUAGUCACAAAGGCGGUGCGCACAAAAGAAAUCCCUCACAGAGAGAGCGUCUGGUAUACGGUCGAGAGCUGUAAUGAACUAGUAUACACAAACAUCUGAUCAAUAGAUAAAUAGACAAGCCUGUUAUGUGUGCUAUAUCAAUCGAAUAUAGGCGAUAUUAGCCACUCUCCUCUAUAUUCUCCGGAAAGUUCUAUGAGCAAAGAUAAAGCAUCAUGAAAGAUAACAUUCUUAAUCCUCCUUUUCUGCUGGAGUUAUCUGAGAGUAUUGACUUGGCAGUGGUUUCUCCAGCGAAUUUCGCAAUUUAUUUGGGAGUCUCAAGUCCUAAAGGCAGCGCAGCAGUACAACAAGCAAUACUUGGCAUGAACCCCCAGCAGGCAUAUAUGACUUUAUUAAACCAUCAUGUUAAAGAACAUGGGACCGAUGUUAACAGCGCAUUGAAUCUACGAUCAAAACUAUUGAACAACCGCUUGAAGUCUAUUGCCGAUAUUGUAGAUAGAGAAUUAAUGAAGUACAACAUUCCUAUACCCAGUCAUGCUGAUACAGUUAUCGGCCAGCCACUUGAUCUACCAACUCCUCCUUCUGAUCUACCAGGCAAUUCAGGACCAAGGCAGCGGCAGGUACCACCUACGACAAGUAUGGUUAGAGAUCCCACCAGUCAUGAUAGGCAGCCAGUUAGACCAGAUACCCAGCCUCCCAAUCGUCCCGUAUACAGUGUUCCACACCCGUCGCCCCCUGAUCACGACAAGCUACCUACACAUCGGUUCUUUGCAGCCAUUGUCAUGGUCACAUUGGUCACUGUCGGUGUCUAUUUAUUUCUAUAUUAAAAGAUAAUCAAGUCGCACAUCUCAAGCGUAUUUUAUCGAAAAUGUACACUGUAAAAACUGCGGUGUUAAAACUGACACCAAUUGGUGUUAAUAGAGGACCACACCCUGAGGUGUUAA